This is a messenger RNA of Camponotus floridanus (Florida carpenter ant), 1366 nucleotides long. RefSeq names its product nucleoside diphosphate-linked moiety X motif 19. The transcript has 6 exons. Lineage: Eukaryota; Metazoa; Arthropoda; Insecta; Hymenoptera; Formicidae. Gene Ontology annotation, molecular function: hydrolase activity, acting on acid anhydrides, in phosphorus-containing anhydrides. Gene Ontology annotation, cellular component: mitochondrion. Bases 254 to 1348 code for a protein of 364 amino acids. The record is from RefSeq and is a predicted model, not a curated record.
AGGACCUCGAGUUGCUGCGGGACGAGCAAGUGUGUCAGUUGUACGAAUUGAUGAUCGCGGCCACAGGGAAAACGGGGGGCAAGUCGAAAGAUGAAACAUAAUUAAUGUGUACCUAGAUCUUGAACGGAAGUUGAGCGGUACUUGAACUCUUAGAAUUGUAUCGUCGCAUUUUUUGUAAAAUUAGGUAAUCUAAUGUCCCAAGUAGUAGUGUUGAUUAGUGUGUACUUCCACCACGCGUGGAAAGAGCCUGAAGAUGAAAUUCUGGCAUGAAUCGGCAAGUUUGAUAUUAGCAGCGCAAAAAUGCAAUCCCGCGGCAUCGUCUACAGUUAGCAAUUAUAAACUGCUAUGGUUGAAACGUCAUCAAAAAUCAAGUUUCAUGCCAGGGAUGUACGUCUUCCCGGGUGGCGCCAUAGAUUCAGUUGAUUCUACUCCGAAAUGGCGCGAAAUCUUCGCCGCCUUCGGUGUCAACAACGACAGAUUCGCGUCUCUAGAGCCAAAGAUUGCGACGCGACCAGAGAUCUAUCGAUCGAUACAGAACGAACUGCCAAGAGAGAUCUCGUUACGCAUCACGGCCAUUCGCGAGACCUUCGAGGAGUCUGGAAUACUGAUAUGCAGACAUAAAAAUGACAGAACAGUUACUAAUUGGGCCAAAUUCGUGUCGCUCCCGAAAGAUGAAUUGCAAAUGUGGCAAACCAAGGUGCAUAACAAUGCCACAGAUUUCCUUGCUCUUUGCGAGAAGUUGGAGUGCUAUCCAGAUUUGUGGGCAUUGCGCGAAUGGAGAAAUUGGUUGACACCUACAGAUAUGCCUAAACGCUUCAAUAAUAUGCUUUAUUUAGCCUGCCUGCCAUCGAUACCUUAUGCUGAAUAUGAAGCCCUUGAAAUGGAAGAUCUGAAAUGGGAAAGGCCAGAGGAUUUGUUGUCAGUGGAUGGUAUCUUUCCACUGCCACAACAAUGUGAAAUUGCAAGGUUCAUUAAAAUUAAAAGUAUAGAUGAGCUGAUAGAUCUUACGAUGGAACAACGCAAUAUUAGAGAGGCAUUGCAGUUAUAUUUUCCGGUACGUAUACAGUUAAAAGAUGGUGAGGUGUGUCUCUUGCCUGAAGACACGAUGUAUCCAAAAGAAGUUAAUUUAUUACACAAACAAAAAAUUGAUAAGUCAGAUAUCACCAUACACAAAUAUCGCGAGAUGACACGAAUAAAAAAUAGAAUAGAAUAUAGGGAUACACAAAUAAAAAUAAUCUUUACUGAUUCACAUGGUAAAGAUAAUUGUGUGGAAUUUUCAAGCCUUAGUUACUCAAAAGCUGGAAUUAAAAAUAUUUCCCAAUUAAAGACUACCAAAAAUAAGCUCUAAAAUAAAGUAUAAGACAUU